AUGCAGGGGACGGAGGAUAAGAUUCCUGAUGACGAGGCCACGGCGGAGGCACCGCUCACGAUGGCCGCAUCGGUCAUCUUGACGAACCUGCCAAAGGAUGCAAGUAAAGCUUUAGAGAAGGUAGGGAGUUCGUUGCCGCAGAAAGUAACCGUCCGCCUCCACCCCAUCGGCAGCGCCCCGCAACUCUCGCAGCGCGUCUUCAAACUCUCGACCAACCAGCGCUUCGAAACGAUUGUGCGGUUCCUGCGGCGCAAGCUGGCGGUCAAGGAGCACGAGAGCGUGUUCUGCUACAUCGGGAAUGUGUUUAGUCCCGCUUUGGAUGAGAAUGUGGGCAAUCUCUGGAGUUGCUUCAAGGCGAACGAGGAGUUGAAUGUGGGAUAUGCCAUGGCGCCUGCUUUCGGAUGA
Westerdykella ornata is the source of this 405-nucleotide messenger RNA. Its product is annotated as ubiquitin-like protein ATG12. Gene Ontology annotation, cellular component: Atg12-Atg5-Atg16 complex; phagophore assembly site membrane; cytoplasm. Gene Ontology annotation, biological process: nucleophagy; autophagosome assembly; C-terminal protein lipidation. NCBI's taxonomy places the organism in Eukaryota, Fungi, Ascomycota, Dothideomycetes, Pleosporales, Sporormiaceae. The transcript has 3 exons. Bases 1 to 405 code for a protein of 134 amino acids. The record is from RefSeq and is a predicted model, not a curated record.